AUGUCACAAACAGACCCACUUGAUUAUGCUUUAGAUCUUAUGAGAAGACUUCCCCCACAAAAGGUAGAAGAUAAUCUUCAAAUGUUAAUAGAUCUUUGCCCAGAUUUAACAGAUGAUCUUCUUUCAGCAACAGACCAACCAUUAAAAAUUGUUGAAGAUACAACUGCUAAGAAGUCAUUUUUGAUAUGUGAUUAUUGUAGAGAUGGAGAUUCAUAUAGAUCACCAUUUUCUAACAAAUAUUUCCCAGCAUUCCCAGAAGGAGGACUUCCAAGUGAUGAACUGAGACAAUUAGAAAUUAGUUUAAAUGAUGCAUUUGAUAUGUAUAGAGAAAUGUAUUAUGAAGGAGGAGUCCAUAGUGUAUACUGUUGGGAUAUUGAUGAUGGAUUUGCUGUUUGUGUUUUAAUGAAGAAAACAGCAGACCAAAGUAAGAAAGGAAAUCCAAUGAAAGGAACAUGGGAUUCAAUUAAUGUAAUUGAAGUUAUUCCAAAAGGGUCAUCAAAAGCAGAAUAUAGACUUACAUCAACAGUAAUUCUUUAUAUGGAAACAGACUGUGAAGCAACUGGUAAAGUUGGAUUUGCUGGAUCGCUUACUAGACAAAAUGAAAAGGUAUUAUCUACUACUCAAAAGGAUUCUCAUAUUAUUAAUAUUGGUACAUUUGUUGAAGAAACGGAAAGUAGAAUGAGACAAAUUCUUGAUGCUAUUUAUUUCAGCAAGAGCAAAGAAAUUACCAAUAAUUGCAGAUGCCAAAUUGGAGUUUCAGAACAAAACAAGAGAACAUUAAUGACCAAACAAAUUAACACCCAACUUAGAGGAAGACAUGAUGAUGAUUAA
This is a messenger RNA of Entamoeba dispar SAW760, 831 nucleotides long. Its product is annotated as F-actin-capping protein subunit beta, putative. The transcript has a single exon. The record is from RefSeq and is a predicted model, not a curated record. NCBI's taxonomy places the organism in Eukaryota, Evosea, Mastigamoebida, Endamoebidae. Gene Ontology annotation, cellular component: F-actin capping protein complex. Gene Ontology annotation, molecular function: actin filament binding. Bases 1 to 831 code for a protein of 276 amino acids. Gene Ontology annotation, biological process: barbed-end actin filament capping; cell morphogenesis.